AUGAGCAUUUCCACUCAAGAAAUAAAUAAAUUGGCACAGGAUUGGUUAUCAAUUGACCCCAAUCCCAAAUCCAAGCUGGAAAUCCAACAAUUAUUAGAUGCUCAAGACUAUACAAAAUUGCAGGCAAAAUUGUAUCCACGGAUUGCCUUUGGCACUGCUGGGUUAAGAUCAUCCAUGGAGUCGGGUUUUGCACAUAUGAAUGAUGUUACCGUGUUACAGGCAUCUCAGGGUUUUGUCAGCUUUCUCAUCAAUAAGGCUCAGCUGAAUGAAAUUCCAUCUAUUGUAGUUGGAUAUGAUCAUAGGUAUCAUUCGCAAAGGUAUGCUGAGUUAUUGGCGAGUGUGGCACUUGCAAAAGGCUUAGUAGUUUACUAUUUGGGAUCAGUAGAUCACUUGUCACUGGAAUCAUUGGCGCUCUCGGGAGAUAAAGAUGCUAUAGCAAAGUUCCAAUUUGGUGCAAAUGGUGCAAAUGGUGGAAAUGGUGAAAAUGGUGAAAAUAACAAGUAUGGAGAAGACGGUAGAGAAGUUGGAGGAAAUGCAAAAGAUGCCGCUUUGAGAGAAUAUGUGCACACGCCCAUAGUUCCAUAUGCUAUAGAUGAGUUAAAAGCCUCGGGAGGUGUUAUGAUCACUGCAUCACAUAACCCAGCAAAGGACAAUGGAUACAAAGUAUACUAUUCAAAUGGAUGUCAGAUCAUUCCUCCUAUUGAUAGUGAAAUUUCGGACUCAAUCGAAGAGAAUUUAAUCCCAUGGAGCAAAGAGAAUGUUUGGGAUGUUGUUGGAAAUUUCAAACUUGGUAUAGAAAAUGGCAAAUUGAAGCACGUAAGAACGGAGAUUGUGCAGAAAUAUGUUGAUGCUGUGAAACACAAAUUGAUCAAGAACCAUGACUUGGACUUUAAUUUUGUUUAUACUCCAAUGCACGGGGUGGGGUUAGAUGUAUUUGAACAAUGUUUGAAAUUAUUCAACUUGAAACAAGGAUAUGAGGUGGUUGCAAAGCAAGCAGUUCCUGAUCCGGCAUUCCCCACAGUGAGUUUCCCCAAUCCUGAGGAGAAAGGUGCAUUGGAUUUGGCUAUGGAGACUGCAAAAGCAAAGGGCAUCAAUUUAGUUGUGGCAAAUGAUCCAGAUGCUGAUCGGUUUAGUGUAGCUGUUGUUGACAAAUCCGGUAAAUUUAAGCAAUUAACAGGCAAUGAGAUUGGGUUUUUAUUUGCAAUGUAUGUGAUUGAAACAUUGCCUAAAGAAGAGCUCAAAAAGACAUACUUAUUGAACUCUACUGUUUCGUCGCAAAUUCUCAAGGCUAUGGCUGCAAGAGAUGGUUUCCAUUAUGCUGACACCUUAACUGGUUUUAAAUGGGUUGGUAAUAAGGCCAUUGAUUUGGAGAAGGAAGAUUAUUUGGUACCAUUUGCAUAUGAAGAGGCUAUUGGGUUUAUGUUUAGCUUAGUUCAUGAUAAGGAUGGAGUUUCAGCGGCGGUAACGUUUUUGCAAUUAUACCAACAAUGGUUUGCAAACAAUACUCAGAAUGUUUUUGAUAAGUUGGAAGAAGGAUAUCAGAGAUAUGGUUGGUUCAAAGAUUUUAAUGGGUAUUAUAGAGUGAAUGAUGUCUCCAUUACAGGUAAGAUCUUCCAAGAUAUUAGAGAUUCAUACAAGGGUCAGGAGUACCCUACUGAGAUUGGUGAUUUCAAAGUUAUAGAUUGGAGAGAUUUGACGAUUGGAUAUGAGUUACUGACACGAGAUCAUGUUCCCGAUUUGCCAGUUGACCUGCAUUCACAAAUGAUUACUGCCGUUUUAAAGCCACUCGAUCAAUAUGGCAAAGAUGCUGACGAUCGCGACUUGUCAGUGAGGUUCACGUGUAGAGGCUCGGGUACGGAACCGAAAUUGAAAGUUUACAUUGAGGGUAAGUCCACAGUGAGUGGCUCUGAUGCUGUGGGUAUUGCGGAUAAAUGUUGGGAGGCUCUCAAAACCUAUUGGUUCAAGCCUGACCAUUACCAUUUGCAGGAAAACAAACCAUGA
Lodderomyces elongisporus is the source of this 2001-nucleotide messenger RNA. Its product is annotated as phosphoribomutase. The transcript has a single exon. Gene Ontology annotation, molecular function: phosphopentomutase activity; magnesium ion binding. Lineage: Eukaryota; Fungi; Ascomycota; Pichiomycetes; Serinales; Debaryomycetaceae. Gene Ontology annotation, cellular component: nucleus. The coding region runs from base 1 to 2001 and encodes 666 amino acids. The record is from RefSeq and is a predicted model, not a curated record. Gene Ontology annotation, biological process: carbohydrate metabolic process; purine ribonucleoside salvage.